AGUAGGUAUUGAUCGGAUUCUAGAGUUGUUGUGCAUCUCAGUGCAAGUAAAUAGCCAAAAACGUAUUUGAUUGGAUGUUCAAAAAUUAUUUUCAGCUUAUUUCGGUUUUGAUUGGUUUCUACUUACCGUCAGAGUUGCUGAUAUACUGGGGGUGCGUCAGUCCCAAAGUGGAUGCAAGCCACUGAUUUAUGUAACCUAAUACACACUGUUGAACAUGGAGGACUCCACAGAAUUCAUCCUUCAGAAUCAAGGCUCAAGGAUGGUUUAUGGCAGUAAGGACAACCCCAUCGUGACAGCCUCCACUGGGGCUUUGCUCGCUGGCCUCUAUGGGAUGUGGACUAUGUUUGCCCUUCCUGGUUUCAGCAAAGUGCCAAGAAGACUCAAGGUACCUUUCCUACCCUCGAGUAAAGUUCAGACCAUAAACGCCAUGAAGCUGCUGGAGGGACGCAGAGGCCAACUGGCUGAUGUGGGGUCAGGAGAUGGGAGGCUGGUGUUUGCUGCCUCCUCUGCUGGCCUCCAGUGCACUGGAUUUGAGAUCAACCCUAUGUUGCUGGCAUAUGCCAGGGGGAAGGCUCGCUGGACUAGAGUGCCGUCAAGCCAGGCAAACUUUGUCAAUAAGGACUUUUGGAAGACUGAUUUGUCCAACUACAACAAUGUGACAGUAUUCCUGGCCCCUGGAGUGAUGGAGGUGCUGGGUGACAAGCUAUUGAGGGAGCUUCCUGACGACGCUUGUGUAGUCGCCUGCCGAUUCCCCUUCCCUCACUGGCCCCACCAAGCUACUCAGGGUAAAGGCCUGGACCAGGCUUGGGCCUACGACAUCAGCGCAGUGCGCUCAGCCCUGGACUAACGGUCAGGCAUGACCUUGUCGCAUCACUCUGUGACAUUAUCGCUGACCUGAUUCAUGCCAUGCAUAAUAGGCCAUUAACUCCACUACCCCAAAUGCCACCAAUGGCCUCUUGAACACAUUUUGUUUGUUGAAACAUGUGAAAGGUGGGGUGCAUGCCAAGCCUCAUUGGUGAAAUGUAAAGGAAGGGUAUGUUAAUAUGUCUGUACAGGUGCCAAAUACUGUAUGUUAGGACACAUGCAUUU
Esox lucius (northern pike) is the source of this 1089-nucleotide messenger RNA. RefSeq lists its product as uncharacterized. The coding region runs from base 215 to 847 and encodes 210 amino acids. NCBI's taxonomy places the organism in Eukaryota, Metazoa, Chordata, Actinopteri, Esociformes, Esocidae. Gene Ontology annotation, cellular component: mitochondrion. The record is from RefSeq and is a predicted model, not a curated record. Gene Ontology annotation, biological process: positive regulation of proton-transporting ATP synthase activity, rotational mechanism; regulation of mitochondrial ATP synthesis coupled proton transport; peptidyl-lysine trimethylation. The transcript has 6 exons. Gene Ontology annotation, molecular function: protein-lysine N-methyltransferase activity.